Saccostrea cuccullata (small rock oyster) is the source of this 627-nucleotide messenger RNA. RefSeq lists its product as uncharacterized. NCBI's taxonomy places the organism in Eukaryota, Metazoa, Mollusca, Bivalvia, Ostreida, Ostreidae. The coding region runs from base 1 to 627 and encodes 208 amino acids. The record is from RefSeq and is a predicted model, not a curated record. The transcript has a single exon.
AUGUUAUUGAGAGAAACUUGUCCACAAGGCUUUGACUGGGAUGAUCAACUUCCUGAAACACAUCAGAAACGCUGGCAGAAUUGGAUGGAUGACCUGAAUCUGUUAAAUGGAUUUCAAAUUCCCAGAAUGUAUGUACCAAGUUCUUACAGUCAGAUGAGGGUACGGGAAGUAGCCAUCUUUUCUGAUGCUUCAGAGAAGGUGGUAGCUGCGGCUGCUUAUCUGAAGACAAUGGAUGACCAGGGUCAACAACGUUUGGAGUUCAUUAUUGGCAAAUUCAAAUUGGCGCCUUCAGCUGGAAACAGUAUACCACGUUUAGAGCUCUGCGGGGCAGUUUUGGCGACAGAAAUUGGGCAAUUCCUUGCAGAACAGCUUGAGAUACCUCUGACUGAGAUGAGAUAUUUUGUGGAUAGCAGGGUUGUUUUUGGUUAUAUAAAGAAUGACACACGGAGGUUUUACACCUAUGUUAGCAAUAGGGUAGCCAGGAUUCGUCACAUUACCUCACCAGAACAAUGGAAUUAUGUGCCGACCUACUUAAAUCCUGCAGAUGUUGCUACAAGGGGUGUGUCACAAGACAUUUUGACGGCCAUACAAACAUGGCUGAAAGGACCCGAGUACGGUACAUCUUAA